AUGCAAGCACCGGAUGUCUCCCUCGUCAACGGCGUCUACCAUGUGUAUUAUUCAGUCUCAACCUUUGGAUCCCAAUCCUCUGCCAUCGGCCUUGCAACAUCCUCAACCAUGGACUUGAACUCAUGGACCGACCAUGGGUCAACGGGUAUCCAAUCCAGCUCCUCAAAGCCAUACAAUGCAAUUGAUGGCAACCUCUUUAGCGAUGGAGGAAAAUAUUACAUGAACUUUGGUUCCUUCUGGCAUGACAUUUACCAGGCACCUAUGGACUCAGCCGCAACCACCAUUUCCUCCUCAGCCCACAACAUCGCCUAUAAUCCUUCAGGAACCCAUGCCGUUGAAGGAUCAUUCAUGUACAAGCACGGUGGUUAUUACUAUCUCUUCUUCUCUGCAGGCAUCUGCUGUGGCUAUGACACAUCCAGGCCGGCACCCGGACAAGAGUAUAAGAUCAAAGUCUGCCGAUCCACCUCGGCGACUGGCAAUUUCGUUGACGCUAGCGGUGUCGCUUGCACGAAUGGUGGCGGCACUGUUGUCCUCGAAAGUCAUGGAACUGUAUACGGACCUGGUGGACAGGGAGUUUUCACUGACCCAAGCCUUGGUCCUAUCCUUUACUACCACUAUGUCGAUACCAAGAUUGGCUAUGCAGACAGCCAGAAGCGAUUUGGAUGGAAUAAGAUUAAUUUCUCCAGCGGAUGGCCCGUCGUGUGA
This is a messenger RNA of Aspergillus udagawae, 705 nucleotides long. RefSeq names its product arabinan endo-1,5-alpha-L-arabinosidase. The record is from RefSeq and is a predicted model, not a curated record. Gene Ontology annotation, biological process: carbohydrate metabolic process. The transcript has 4 exons. Bases 1 to 705 code for a protein of 234 amino acids. Gene Ontology annotation, molecular function: hydrolase activity, hydrolyzing O-glycosyl compounds. Lineage: Eukaryota; Fungi; Ascomycota; Eurotiomycetes; Eurotiales; Aspergillaceae.